This is a messenger RNA of Rhipicephalus microplus (southern cattle tick), 2007 nucleotides long. RefSeq lists its product as uncharacterized. Lineage: Eukaryota; Metazoa; Arthropoda; Arachnida; Ixodida; Ixodidae. Gene Ontology annotation, biological process: interstrand cross-link repair. The record is from RefSeq and is a predicted model, not a curated record. Gene Ontology annotation, cellular component: Fanconi anaemia nuclear complex.
AGCGCGAAAACUUGGCGUGCUUUGCGUAGCAUGUUGCAUUGCUUGUAUUUGGCGCGUUGUUGUGAGUACGACUCUUAUUCGUGAAUGCCUUGGCACCAGGAACUAAUGUAAAAAGUGCGAAGACGAUGACGGACAAUAGAGAAACACUUUCAUAGUCGAUCCCCUGCGGUGGGUUGUGCCAGGUCGCCAAGGAACAACCAACACACACGCGCUGAGCGGCGUUCCCCAUGGAAGUCGUGGCCAGGAAUAUACACCAUUUCUUUCACGUUGUACUCGUCAAGGCUCACGAUGAGCCACUUUGGACUCGAAUCUCGCUAGAGAGGAGCAUCCAGUGGGCCAAGUACUGUGAGAAGGUGCACCACGAAGCCAUCACGAAAGGUUACGCCAGUUACGUGGCGAUGAUGCUGAAGGACAUGAGUAGGGCGACACCCGAUCGCAGAGUGGUGACUUUCGACGAUCUCGAACUUUCGUCGAAACUGCUAGUGGCGGAACUUCUUCAGUGCCCCUUGUUGAGAAAGGGAACUGUUCAGAUCAUACUGGAGUCCGAGCUGGCACACGAGCCAUGGUUGGAGGUGAUGUGCGAGAUAUUUGUGAUCAACUCAAUACUGAAGGAUUUAAGCAUAGAAAAGGAGGUCAAACAACCCGAAUUUCAGAGAGAGUCCCAAAUGCUCAUGGAAAAGCUGUUCCGACUUUCUGGAAAUGCACUGGAUAAACAAUUAGACCUAUUGGUGAGAAAUUCACCUGAGGCAUUACUUAAACUUGUCAGCUGCGAGGAUAUCAGGUACCGUGCACUGACGUGUAGUGCUGGCCUCUGGACUGCUCGGAGGCUUACAAUUGACGACGACCCCGUGUCUGCAGCUGUAUGGAGGCAAGAGAGCGGACUGCUGUGUAGGGCAGCCUGCAGAAGUCCCAGUCUGAUGCAGUGCCUAUUACAGAGGCUACAGGUACAUGCUGAAAGCAUGGAGCCGUGUUUCGUCGCAGGAGCAGAUGAAUGGGUUCUGACGAGGAACAGCCCUGCAGGCGCUUGGGACUGGAAGCGUCUUGCUGAAAUCUGGACUGCACUGAAUUUAACAGCAGAUGGCGCUCAUCGUCAUCGGUGCUUACAGCUUUUCUUAAACAAGCACGAAGUGGAUCGCAUGGGGACUUUUGGGAUGAUCUUUUUUUCUACUGUGAAUCUUCUCGUAGCAGUUGUAAUAACACCAAAAUGCCUGUCGUUGCCAACUCAUCUGGCGAGAGUGGUUUGUUACUACGUGACUGUUGCCGCUAGGUGUGAAAUUUGUUUGCAGGUAGCAACAAUGUAGCUGUAAAUGAGCACAUGCUGCUUCCCCUGUUUAAGUGAAAAUAGCGUAGCAAUUUGCAUAGGGCAUUUCUUUGACACCACGUCCUAACUGAAUGAAUGACAAUGGCCACGACAUUAACUUCUUGGAAUCUACUACAGUGAAUAAAUAUCAACGCGUUUAGAAAUACAGCCCAUAUUAAUCUUAAAACGAAUGCUUGUCUAUUUCACACUUUAGUGCAAUAUCUGGUUCCCUCAAUCCAACGCAACAUUAGGUUACUGUUCGAAGACCACCGUCAAUUGAUGUCACAAGAUUGGCAUAUUAUUGUUAGUAGUGUCCCGAAUUCUUGAUGAUCUGCAGUGAUAGUUAUAAUGCUUCUAUCAUUACGCUAAUGAGCUAUCUCAGAAACCACCAUUUUUUAUUGUUAUUAAGGAGUUGUACAUUUUGUAUUGACAAUGUAGGGUCACAAAGUUUUUUGGUAGAUGUACUGCUUCCAAUUCUCACUUGCCACUUUUGAGAUAUAUGUGUGAACUUUAAACGCUAUUUUUUAAUGUGCGUUUUCUUGAUUUGUAUAUCUUUACAUGACACGACAGCUGUAGAUCUGUGAAUAAGUUUUUGAUAUAGCUUACGAUUUUAGAGAAACAUUUUUUAUUAUGUAUUUUUCAAUGUCGUGCAUUGCUUUGACUAUUUUGUUUUAUAUGGGAAUGCUAUUAAAAAUCAUGAAACCUAA